AUCUUCCUUUCUUCCUUUUUUUUUUUAAAGCAGCAACAGACUAGCCAGCCAUAUUAUAGAGGUGGAAAUAAAGCUGCCCCAAUAUUAUAAAUGUCUUUGAAAUAAAUCCGUGCAUUUUUUUCCUUUUAGCAUCUAACCACUGCUCACCUUCCAGCCCUCAGUCCCCAGAUCACCCCCUCCCAGCCCCUAACCAAACUACAUCUCAGUCCUUGAAAAUGCACAGAGACGCCUGGCUACCUCGCCCGUCCUUCUGUUUCACUGGGCUCAGUCUGUUUUUCUCUCUGGUGCCAUCGGCAUCGAGCAUGGAGGUCACCGUUCCCCUGAAUCUCAAUGUCCUUAAUGGCACUACUGUCCGCCUGGCCUGCACCUUUAACUCUUGCUACACAGUGAACAAUAAACAAUUCUCCCUGAACUGGACCUACCAAGAGUGCGGGAACUGCACUGAGGAGAUGUUUCUCCAAUUCCGGAUGAAAAUCAUUAACCUGAAACCAAACCGCUUUGGGGAUCGAGUAGAAUUCACAGGGAAUCCCAGCAAGUAUGAUGUGUCUGUGACCCUGAAUAAUGUGCAGUUGGAAGAUGAGGGCACUUACAACUGCUACGUCAUGAACCCACCUGACCGUAACCGAGGUCAAGGCAAAAUCUACCUACAGGUCCUAACACAAGUGCCCCCUGAACGAGACUCAACGGUGGCUGUGAUCGUGGGUGCCUCGGUAGGUGGUUUCUUGGCCGUUAUCAUCCUGGCACUGAUGGUGGUCAAAUGUGUGAGGAGGAAACAGGAGCAGAAGCUGAAUGCGGAUGACCUGAAGACAGAAGAGGAGUGUAAGACAGAUGGGGAGGGCAACCCAGAAGAUGGUACCAAGUAAGGGUGGAUGGUCUCGUGGCCUUCCUCCUCUCAAGCCUACUUGUCUUCUUCUCAUCCCCCACCCUAUACAGUGUGCUCCUUGCCUACCCCUCUCAGUGUGCUCCUCUUAAGCCAGGAUUCCAGCCCCCCCCCACUCUGUGCCUCCUACUCCCGGCCCUCCCUACCCUCUUGCCCUAAGAGUGACUCACCUCUUUUCUAUCAGAGACACCCACCAUUAAACCAACUGGGAACUGAUGUUCAGAUGGGGUGUAGGCAAAUGAGGGGGCCUAGUAGGUACCACUGCUCAUAUAAAUGCCCAUCUUCCACAAGAGGAAGGUACAGUGGGGUCCUAGGCCAGCCAUUCCUGUAUAAAAGGUAGGAGGUUAUCCCAGGAGCCUAAAGAUGGGGAUGGAGAGGUAUCAAGAGAAGAUGAUGGAGGAAGAAAUCAGUGCUCUCAGCCUGCCAGAACUCGAGUUGAAUCUCUACGGCUUCACUAUCUUUGGAGAGCGCCCUAUUUAAGUGGCCAUCCUGGGAUUGAUGGAGCUACCCUGCAGAUAACCCCUUGUGCUGGUGUUUGCAGUUUGGGAGAUGUGCUCCUAACAGCAAAUUCCCUCAAAGUUCACCACAUUUUGGGGGGAGGGGUGUCUGAAGGAGUUCCCAUAGUUUCGGGGCCUUUGGUGGACUAAAAUGAAUUUCCUAGAUAUUGGAGGCUGAGAGAGCAAAGAGGAGCAGGUGCCUGGGUCUCAGCAUUCUCUGGGUUGGCCCUGUUGUUCACCCCAGAUCAGCUGCAGAGCUCUUCCAUCCUAAGAUUAACCUCAUUAUUCUAUGACUAGGGGAUUCGGGUUUUUAGGGUGAACUUACUGGGAGAAAUGAGUCGCUUGAUCUGGGCAUGGGUGGAUGGAGUGUGUAGUUCUAGCUAGGUAAGCCGACUGGGGGUGACUAUUUUGACACUGGUUGCCUAGCAACAGGAAAGCCCCAGUUGCAAACCAGGUUGGUGGGGGAGACACCUUUUACUAGCAGUCUCUGUUAGCCGCCUUCUCAGACAAGAUGCUCCCCAACUUAUGCCUUAGGAACACUCAGAGUGUGUGUGUGUGUGUGUGUGUGUGUGUGUGUGUGUGUGUGUGUGUGUGUGUGUGUGUGUGUGUGUCACAUUCUGAGGCUAAAGGAUGGGGGUUGAAUGUAAACUCAGAAGAAUGGAGGUAGCUUCUCUCCAAGGUCUGAUUUGAACAGACCAUUUCCAGUCUGCCUCCACAGUGUGUCUGACUAGUCUACAAUUUGCUGUCCAGAUUAGAGAGCAGAGAUGAGGUGGCAUGAGAAGGAGGUAUCUAGGAUGGGGUUCCAAAUCUCCUUUAGGCCUAGAGUACAUUUCAAUUCUGCUCACUUGUGGGGAAGGAAAAGACUCAGGAUUAACCGAGAGGAGAGCUGAUUUUCACUGCCAUUUUACCAGCUGCCCCAAACCUGAGAUGUAAGAAUUGCCUCAACUUGGGCUUUCCUUAGCUUGUUCAGGAAGAAAGAUGAAGUCUGGAGACACUCAGUCAGGAGACUGCAAAUGAUCUCUAUCCCCUGAGGAUUCUACCACUCUUCCCUGGUCCCUCUGUGUUCAAGAAGAGUCAGGCAGGAUAACUGGUUCUCCAGGGAGAGGCCCUUUUUCCUCCCAGAUAUUUAAGAGGGAAUGUAUGGAAUGCCCUCCUUCAGCUGUAGAUGAAGGGGGAAUUGCCCUGCCUUUCCUUAUUGUAGCUCCUCACAAAAGGAUUCUGCUGCUCUGCUCCAAGAAGAUAGAUAUAUUUGAAACAAAGGGAGUCAGAAUAAUGGGGGAAAGAGAGACUAAAGUCACUGGGAAAUGCCUUUAUAGGACAACCAAUUAGCCCCACCUGUUCUCUUUUGCCCACCCCAGUAUUGUACCUCCAGUGGCAAAAUGUCAAAGGCAGGGCAUGUAGGUGAAAGAAGAGGCAUGAAGGGAAGGGACUGAGACAGUCUUCUGAGAGGACAAUCUGCUCUAGUCCACCUGGCCUCUCAGGUUUCUGUGGCUCAAAAAGGCCUGGGUAAGGAGUUCUAAAACUCUGGGGAUGCACAAGAAGCCAUAAUAGAUAAGUGAACUACCAGCUCAGCUCCUAGUAGGACCAAGAUUAUAAUAAAAUUUUUUUCGUGCAUCCAAUUCCAUCUCUAUAGCGAAAGCCUGAGCCAUUAUUGCUGGGUUGGAGUUUGGGAAGAGAUGAAGUAGCAAAGAGGGUGAAAGAAAAUGAGAAGGGGAGAGGGGAGAGGGACUGGAAAGAGCAGCAGACAGGGAUGCUCUAGGGCAGAGUGAAAUCUGAUGUUCCAAGUUUCUCCAAGGCCCCAUCUAGUUCUUAACUGCCAAAUCAACACUGCCAAUGGGGCCAGGGUGGAUUGAAAUCCAGCCUGCUGGUUGUCUGGGAUGGGUUGGUACUGCCUGCCCUAGAGCAGGGAAGGAAGAGCAUGGGACUCUCACCUGCUUUUAUUAAUACUGGAGGAGGACGAUUCACUUCUACUUAUUCUUCUGAAUGUACCUUCCGUCUGCCCUCUUAUCACCUCUAAAUUCUCAGCCCAUUUUGAUUUUGGACACACUAUUCCUCCCAGGGUUUUGAGGGUUUCUGAGAAGAAGUUGAUUUUCCCUUCUUCCAGCCAUACUUUUCUCUCCAAGGACCAGAGGAUCUCUUCAAGGCCAACUUCAAUUCAAUUAAAAAAACAAACAUUGAUUAAGUACCUGUUAUGUGUCUUUGGGAUAGAAAGACAAAAAUGAAGCAAGGCCCUCUCCUAUAGGAGCUUACAUUCUUCCUGGGGGGAGGAAUACUACACAUACACAGUAUAUACGAGGUCAUCUCAAGAGGGAAAAAGUAGAAGGUGGUAGUACCAGACCUGUGCUUUACAGAAAGCUUGGGGUUCAAGGAGCUAGAAAUGAGAAUGGAGAGCAUUAGGGGGUGAUGAGGGAAACCACCAUUGCAAAUUCAUGGAAAUAGGAGAUGUAACAAUUAGAGACCAGUGUGAAGGAUUAGAAUGCAAAGGAUGGAGUAACUAGAAAUGACAGAAAGGGAAGGUGGAAACCAGAUUGCAGAGGACUUAAAAUGCUUAUUUUAUCCUUGAAGCAAUAGUGGGUCACUGGAAAAUUUUGAGUUGGAGAGGGACAUGAUUAGAUCUGUGCUUUUUUUUUUUUUUAAGCCAGACCUGUGAUAUCAUUAGUAUGGGAAAUUUUCUCCGUCAAUGCAGAUUGACAUCUCCUCUGAAACUUAGUCAACUGAGAGGUUAAGUGACAGAUAACCAAUAUGUCUCAGAGGCAAGAUUUGAACUGAGCCUUCCUGACUAUGAGGCCAGCUCUCUCUCCAUUAUAACAUGAUAGUGAAAAAUCUAUACUUUAGAAAUCUCAAUUUGACAUUUUUGUUUAUGGAAUGCAUUAGAUAGGAGGAGAUAAUGGAACGAAGGAAGACUAGUAAGGAGGUCAUUAUAAUAGUCCAGGAAAGGAGAGAUGAAGACCUUACCUAUGGUGAACAGGGGACUCUGUGAGUGGAGAGAAAAGAAUCAUUGUAAGAGCCGUGAAGGUAGAACCAACAAGAUUUGGUCAAUAGUAUCCAGAGAUGAAGAGGAAGAGGGAAGAGUCAAGGAUGACCUUUGUGACUGGUAGGAUUGUGAUGCUCUCAGAAGAAAAUAAAGGAAAUUUAGUGAAGUUAUGGGUUUUGGAAGAAAUACAAAGAGUUCUUUUGAACAUGUUGAAUGUGAGAUGCUGACAAGAUGGAAUGUCUAGGUGAAGAUUGUAGAGUUCACUGCCCAAAUGGGGAAUGGUCUUAAUCCAAUCUUAUGAAGUAGGGUCUGGGAAUUUUUAAGGUUCACAAGAUGUGGGACUUCAAGAGACAUAAAGGCCUAACAUAUAGAUUGGGAAGUCAUCUUCAUAGGGAGAAUAAUCAAAUCCACGGGAGUUGUUGAGGUCACUAAGGGAGUCUCUGUAGAAACAGAAGAGGAUUGAGUAUUAGGAUAUGCUCACAUUUGAUGGGUAUGACGAGGAUAAUGAAACUAAGAAGUGUAGGAGGAGAACCAAAAGGAAGCCAAGGGAGAAGAACUUCCAGGGUAAACACAUGGUUGGCAGUGUCAAAAGUGGCGGAGAGAUAAAACAGAGUGAAAAUUAAGGAUAGGUCAUUGGAUUGCUGGUAACCUUAGGGAAAGUAGUUUCAGUCCAAUUGGAGGGUAGAGAAGAGAAUGGAAGGUGAGGAAAUGGAUGCAUUAAGUGUAGAGGACUCUUUCUAGUUGUGAAAUGGAGAAGAGACAUGGAACAAUUGGUUGAGGGAGGGCAGAAUCAAGGGGAAGUUUUUAAAGAUUGAGCAUUUUUGUGAGUGACAGUGGGAAGAAGCCAGUAGAGAAUGAAAGAUGAAAGGCAAAUGAGAAGAUUUUCAGAGUGGUAAGUUCCUGGAGGGGAAGGGAUGGAAUCAAAAGUCAGAAUGGAAGGGUUGGAAAGAAGAAAGAAUUCUUGCUCAUCAGUUUGAAGAAAAGGAGAUAAAAAUGAAGAAUGAAGAAGAGGGAUUUUGACGUGUGUUUGGGGAAAAUAAAUAGCUUGUGAUGGAUGUUCCCUAUUAGUUAAAGUAAAAGAAGAGUUUGUCUAUUGAGGGGAAGUGGGGAAAAGGUAAUGUAGGUUUAAAACGAGGUUUAGAAUGGCCACCAUAGAGUGUCUAAUAGACAGCUAAUCAGGAAACAGUGAAAGGGUUGCUUUGCAGCACAUUAGAGAAACAUAAAAUUGUAGUGAAUCUCAUCCACAGGAUUGUGUUAUUUUGGCUUGGAUCAUCCAACAAGAAAGAGGUCUGGCAAGAAUUGACUGGUGACAGGAUAAGGGAGCAAGGAAUUCAAGAGUAGUUGAUAACAUACAGUUGAUUGAUUGAUCAACAUAGAAUCAAGGCUAUGAAGUGAGAGAAAAAAGGCUAGAAACGGGAUAAUUAAGUGGGGUGAGGGCAGGGACAACAAGGUUGAGGUCUUAAGGAGUUUAAAUAACUUGCCUAGUGUCAUACAAGUAUGUUAGAUAUAGGAUUUGAAUCCAGGUCCUCUGACUGCACAGGCAGUCUGCACAGUCUUUCUACUGUACUACAAUGAAACUUUCUCAAGAGAUACCUUGGCUGGGGGCGCAGAUACUCAUUCCUUAUCUAGAAACAAUAACUUUCCCAUAUGACUGCCCCAUCCCUAUCCCUUUACUACCUCUGGUACCCUUACACUCAGGAUCUGUGAAGGCCCCUCUGUUGUCCUUCCUGCCCCAAAACUGAAGGCUGAACUGAAUGUGAGAACCAAUGUUAGGUUCCUGGAGACUGAGUUAAUCCCAAGCCCUUCCUCCAUUUUGGAGGCUGAUUUCAACCCAAAUGGAUACAAGGCAUAUCCAGGAGACAGCCUUGCUCAAUCAUGAUCUCCUUCAAUUCCAGCAUCCUUUAGUGAUGAGGUCAUCUAGUUAAAAGAGAUGCUACUGAGAAUUCCCCUUUGUAGGAGAGGUAGGGAUGAGUUGGUCCUAGGGCAAGUAGUUCUUUUAUCAACACUGAUGGCAUUUUGAGAACUUAUUUGCAAGGCCCUCUAAGUUUAUUAUUCCAAGAUUUCCUGAAAGGAAAUAAGGAUUCCUGGGCCCUUUCCCCAGCUUUGAAUCUAUGGUAAAAAAAACUUGGGGACUCAGGUCCUUAACGAUAUAAAAAAAUGGAUUAGAUACCAAGAGUGGCCAGGGGUGCCUCCUCUAUGCAUUCAACUCUGCUGACCCUAAGAAUCUCUUUUCCUACAUUGUUCCUCCCAAGCUGCUUCUUCUUCAAGAGAUCCAGCCUAUUUUGACUUGGGUAGCUGAGUAAUUUUUCCCCUUUACCCUCAGGGUAGGCACUCCUGUUCACUAGCUUCAUUUCUGUCCCUCUCCCCAAUAUUGUUCUGGGAUUCUCAUCUCUUCCUCUCCUGCUUUCCUCCUCAAGCCUCUUCCCAAUAUGUCACUGUGAAAGGAAAUGGGCUGGCCAACCCUGGAAGCUGGGGUUUAUGAAUAAAGCACAAACAUUCAGGACUGAAAUGCCUUGGGAUGCCUUGGAUCCUGUCUUGUAAAUAACCCCUUGCGCGCUCAUCCCAAGUCACUAUUUAUAUCAAUGAGAAGAAAAAAGAAGCUAAUCCCAUUCAGACUCUUGUGCUGCCUAGGGAAGGGUGUGCCAGUGGUUAUUUACAGGGGCAGGUCAAUAAGUUGAUGAGAGAUACUGGCCAGGUCCAGAGCGAUAAGCCUAGGUCACAAGGAUGGCCUAGAUCAUUUGGAACGGGUAAUGAGCAAGAGAUUUUCCUUCCUAUCUAUGUCUUAAUUGCCAGAAAACCCAUGUCUUAAGUAUUUCCUAUCUCUUGCUGAUGUCCUCCUUUAAUUGCAACUUGUUGAUGCCACUGUAUAUAGAUGUACUCUAUAUGCUCAUGUGCUCUACACGUACACAUACUUCUGUGUGUAUGUGUCUAUUAUCUAUAGAUUAAAAAAACAUCUCGUUGCACUCACCACAAGCUUGUUAUAUUUGGGGGUGUCGUUUUCUCAUUUCUUUGGAGGGGGGCUGAUUUUAUCAAGGCCAGACCACGGAAUGUUUUAUUGCUUUUUGUACCUUUGGAGGGAAAAAAAUUCCCACAAGACUAAAUGGACAUUUAAUAGUUCCCGUGUGUGUUAAUUGAGGGGGGAGGGCACAGGGCAGAGAUGCAAGAAAGAAAUGAAAACAAUCCUCCAUCACUGCCACUAUGCGGAUCAGCACAUUGGGGAAGAACAAGCUUCUCUUGAAGGAGUGUCAUGGUUUGGAUCUGUCUGCCACAAUAAAUGGGAUGCCUCCACCCAAA
Molecule: messenger RNA, 7645 nt
Organism: Monodelphis domestica (gray short-tailed opossum)
Lineage: Eukaryota; Metazoa; Chordata; Mammalia; Didelphimorphia; Didelphidae
Gene: SCN2B
Product: sodium voltage-gated channel beta subunit 2
Cellular component (GO): plasma membrane
Source: RefSeq, a predicted model, not a curated record